UAUAGCCAAUAGCUUUAAACCAGCUAGAUCUAGCAAUAAACGGGAAAAGAUAAUCGCACGGCGGUAAAGCCCUGCGAUCUGCUCAGGACACGCAAAAUUGCAAAAAUUAAACAUUUUCGCAGUUAAAACCGUAAUCGUUAUAAGGCCAUUGCCUGUAUGAGCAAGAACGAUAGUGAGUGCUCAGUGACCAGUGCCCAGUACGGGCGUGUUUGUGUGUGCUACGCUGCUACCUCGUUGCUGAGUGCGUCUGUGUAUGUGCGAGAGUGUGCAUAAAAGGCAUAGCAACCCAGAAGCAGCGACGCCGACAACAACUGUAAUUUUCCAUUAAUUUUUGGGCGGCUGUUUGCUGCGAUCCCCCCCACUAAAAAAUCCUUUAAUUUUUUAGAGGAAAUAUCCACAUCCUAGCUGGAAAAAAAAGGAUAAAAGAUAUUAAAAAAAAAUAAAAUAAAUAAAAGAAAAAAAUAAGAAAGAAAGCAAACACGGAAGGGACACCUGAAGAGAGAGUCAAAGGACGAAGCGAAGGAGAGACGCGCCCCCUCGUUUCCCGCCCGUUUCCAGCCAACAGGAGUGCGUAACCGUCUUGAAUGGAUCCAUUUGUUGGCUGGUUUCAGAAGGAACAGGAGGGCCCAUCGCUGCGCACAUGGUUAAAGAUUUGGGAGACGAACGCCCAGGAGAUGGGCGCAUUGCUUGAUCAGCAGUUACAGCAGGCGACGACUAACGGUAAUAGCAGCGGCAGCGGCAUCGGCAUCGGCGGCGGCAACAACAUCAAUACCAACAAUAACAACAACAACAACAAUUCAAACAAUCACACCACCAACAAUAAUAGCGGCAAGCCCUACUUAUCGCGACCGACUAGUUCUCUCAGUCGGGCUCUCCACUUCCGGGCAGACUCCUUGGAGAUUCUGCAGCAACUCAACGGAAUCUCUCAACGCAACAACAACAACAAUAGCAACAAUAAUAAUAAUAAUAAUAGUACCAGCAGUAGUAGCAGCACCACUAAUAGCUCAUCAACAGCUACAACAACAGCUGAUUCAACCGUUAAUUCAAUCGCCACCAGCAGUACCAGUAGUACUAUCUCCUCCACUGCUAACGGACCGCUGACUGGAUCAAGCAACGCAACAACAACAACAACUGCUGCAACAACAACGGCAGCAUCUGGGCCCUCAGGAGGAGUUGGUGUUGGUGAAGUGUUGGGUGCAACAUCAACAACAACCACAGGCACCACCACAACCACCAGCAGCAGUAGUAGUAGUAGUAACCCCAAUAGCAGUAGCGCCGCCAGCAACAACAGCGGCACCAGCAGCAGUAACAUGAACACCGAAUCAAGCAACAACCCGCCACAAAUGACAGCGACUACUGCCAGUCGCAACAACAUCUAUUACAAUCCGUCUAGAAAGAAACGUCCGGAGAACAAGUCUGGCGGUGCUCACUUCUAUAUGAACAACCAUCGAGAGAUGAUAGCCAAGUACAAGGGUGAACCGUGGCGAAAGCCCGACUAUCCCUAUGGCGAGGGUGUAAUCGGGUUGCAUGAGGAGAUAGAGCAUUUCUACCAGUAUGUCCUGCCCACACCCUGCGAGCACGCCAUCCGCAAUGAGGUCGUUAAACGCAUCGAGGCCGUCGUCCAUUCCAUUUGGCCGCAGGCAGUGGUCGAGAUAUUCGGCUCCUUUCGCACCGGACUCUUUUUGCCCACCUCUGACAUUGAUCUCGUUGUGCUAGGUUUAUGGGAGAAACUACCGUUGCGUACCCUGGAAUUCGAGUUGGUGAGUCGCGGUAUUGCCGAGGCCUGCACCGUGCGUGUACUGGACAAAGCCUCAGUGCCCAUUAUCAAGCUGACCGAUCGGGAGACCCAUGUUAAGGUCGACAUCUCGUUCAACAUGCAGAGCGGCGUCCAGUCCGCCGAACUGAUCAAGAAAUUCAAGCGCGACUAUCCGGUGCUGGGCAAACUGGUGCUGGUUCUCAAGCAGUUCCUGCUGCUCCGCGAUCUCAAUGAGGUGUUCACCGGCGGCAUCUCAUCCUAUUCGCUGAUCCUCAUGUGCAUCAGCUUCCUGCAGCUGCAUCCGCGUGGCAUCUACCAGGAGACGGCCAACUUGGGUGUAUUGUUGCUGGAAUUUUUCGAGUUGUAUGGCCGCCGAUUCAACUACAUGAAGAUCGGUAUUUCGAUCAAGAACGGUGGACGUUAUAUGCCAAAGGAGGAUCUGCAACGUGAUAUGGUGGACGGACAUCGUCCGUCACUUUUGUGCAUUGAGGAUCCGCUGACGCCCGGCAACGAUAUUGGGCGCAGCAGUUACGGGGUCUUCCAUGUGCAGCAGGCCUUCAAGUGCGCCUACCGCGUCCUCGCCCUCGCCGUCAGCCCGCUCAAUCUCCUAGGCAUCGAUCCGCGAGUGAACUCAAUACUGGGACGCAUUAUUCACAUCACUGACGAUGUCAUAGACUAUCGCGAUUGGAUACGCGUGAAUUUCGAACACCUGGUAGUUGUGGAUCGCAUCUCCCCGCUGCCAGCCACCGCCUACGCCAACGGAGCGCCCAAAUAUGUGAUCAUGCCCUCGGGCGCCGUCGUCCAGCAGCUCUACCACCAUCAUCCGGCGGCGGCUGUUCAAGUGGCAUCCGCCCACAAUAGUCACACCCAUCCCGGUGCCGCCGGCACGCAUCUGGGUCAAGCGUUUGUCACCAGUGGCACCAAUGCCAUGACGACCAUGACCACGGCCGUGUCGGUGGUGGGCGGCGGUGGUCCUGGCGGUGUGGGCAUCCCGAUAGUCACCCACCAGCAGCAGCAGCAGCAACAACAGAUGGCCGUGCAACAGACGCAGAACAAGAAUCGUCACAGAAGAGGCAGCACCUCGUCGGGCGAUGAUUCCGAAGAUAGCAAGGACUGUGACGUGGUUGAGGUAUCCUCGGGUGGCCCAGAUAUUAUCGACAUCACUAUCUCGCCCACGAACGGCGGCUGGGGUGGCGGCAACAGAAAUGGCAGCGGCAACAGCAGCUCAACAGGAUCUUCGCCGGAAAACACCAAUGAACAGGAACUGGAAGAUCCAGUGGGCAGCAACGGCGCAGGAGGAUCUGUGGGCGGAUCUGGUGCCGGCUCGGGAAGCGGUACAGGCGGUGGCGGGAGUAGUAGCGGCGGCGGUGGCAACAGCAGCGGACGCAACUACAACCAGAGAGGCAGCCACAAUUCCACCGGCUACUACCACCAGCAGUACUACGUGCCACCGCCGAUGCAACAGCAACAGCAGCUGAGCAAAAGCAACUCAUCCUCCUCCUCGAACUACCAUCACCACCACAGACAGCAGCAGCAACAGCAUCACAGCCAGCAGCAGCAUCAUCACCAGCAGCGGCCGCAACACCUGCGCCUCGGAGGCGGCGGUGGCGGUGGCGGCGGCGGCAACAAUCGGUAUCAGAAAUCUGUGGGAGGAUCGCCGAUUAGUAAUAGCAACAGCAGCAACAAUAGCAACAGCAGCCACAGCAGCAGUAGCCACAGCAGCAGCAGUCACAGUCACAGCCAUAGCCACAGUCAUAGUCACAGUCACGGGAGCAACAAUCAUCGAUUGCCGCCGCUAAGAGGGACGCUGGUGAACUCAUCAUCGGCGAUAUCCAUCAUAUCGAUAUCCUCCGAAUCCUCAAUUGCCAGCAGCAGUUCGAGUUCCUCCCGAUCGGGUCAGGACCAGCAGCAGAAUGAGAGGGACGAGCGAUAGGAUUAGCGAUAGCGAUAGCGAUAAGGUAGGGAUAAUAAUCAGGGAUCUGCUUAAAUGAGAUCAAGAUACAAGAUACACUGAGAAACAAACUGAGAGAUUGAAAAUGAUAGAGAGAUAAAACACACACAUAGAACGAAGGAACAGAAACAGAAACAGAACAGAGAGAGAGAGAGAAAGAGAUAGAUUAAAACGAGUUAGCAAUAUUUAUGAAUUAUAUUUCUUUCUCAGGUUUACACUGCAAACUAUGCUGCAUUUUUCUAAUUAAUAUCCCAAAAUACCACAAACCUCCAAAAAAAAGCAUCCUAAUCCCAAAACAAACAAAAAAAUCUUUAAAAAUCAACAAAAUACU
Molecule: messenger RNA, 4038 nt
Organism: Drosophila bipectinata
Lineage: Eukaryota; Metazoa; Arthropoda; Insecta; Diptera; Drosophilidae
Gene: Trf4-1
Product: Topoisomerase related function 4-1
Biological process (GO): RNA 3'-end processing
Cellular component (GO): nucleolus; TRAMP complex
Molecular function (GO): mRNA binding; poly(A) RNA polymerase activity
Source: RefSeq, a predicted model, not a curated record